GUGUUGCCAGAUUGGGCUACUUAUCGCCAAUUGGGCUACUUAACAUGCUGAGAGGCUAGUGAAUUUUGGUUGUUGGCUACCAGUAGCCAAUUGGGCUAUUCAGCGAAUUAAUAGUGUCACCAAUUGGGCUACUUGGUGGUUAAUAAUUGCGUUUUUCAUUGAAAAAACUAGUGUGCACUGAAUGUGCACUUGCUGCAGGUAAUUGGGCGUUUUCGUUGGCACCGCCAUCGCUCAAACCAAAACGUCCAAUUGCCAGCGCCAAUUGCACACUCAAUGCGCUCUAGUUUUCCCAAUGAAAAACGCUAUAAAUGUUCUAUUGUCAUAAUUAGUGUAGCAAUCACUCAACCUCAGCCAAUCAGACAAAAUUACUAUGCCGAUAGCAACACGGGAUUGGCUGAGAUUGCUGGGGUUCCUACACUCAAGAAUCUUAUAGCGUUUUCGAGUGCAAUGUGUUUUAACCUAGGUUUGACGCCAUUUGCCGGAAUCAUCCAAUUAGAACGGAUGAUUGGACGUUCUAAUUGAAUGAUUCCGGCAAAUGGCGUCGAACAUAGGUUAAAACCCACUGCACUCGAAAACGCUAUUAUUAAAAUGCAUCGCAUUGUACGUACGUACAAACCUGAAAUCUAGAAAAGAAUACAUUAAUGCAAGCACUUAUAAUAAUCCGUUAUAAUGGCUGUGUUCUGAAAUUUAUUAUUACUGUUCUAAAAAUUAUUAUUAGUACUGAAAAUCUAUAGUUUACUUUACGUAUACUAUAGCAUUUCAGUACUGGCAGUGAAUUUCGGAACGCAGCCAUUCAGUGAACGCAAUAUUGACUUGGUGGCGCUAACCGCUAAAUAUGAAAUUAAUGUAAGACAUCUAUUUAUGUUAUCACAUUUUUGAAAUACGCUUCUUUUGUUUCUUCGUAUAUUGUGAGAGUCCGUGUGCGUGUUCAGAUGUGUUGUCCGUUACAAAAAUUGUUUGUAGGAUUACUGACACUAUCAUUAGAUUUUACUUGUAACGCAGCUAUUCUUUUGAUUCCACUUUUAUAUUCUCUACAUUUAUAUUUCGAAAUAUGGUCAUAUUGUUCCUCCGUUACGUUAGAGAGACGGGCACCUAUUAAUUCAUAUGUGCUAUCUCAAAUAAUAUUGUGCUUAUUAAAAAUGGGUAAAUAUGCAAAAUAUACAAAACAUUACCGUGAAGAAUGGGAAAAAGAAAAGGAAUUUAAAGGUAAAUUAUAUGUUUUAUCCCUAGCCAUGGUUUUUUAUUAUUUAUUGUUGAUUUGGAAGUUAGGUUAAAAAAUUUAGGUUAAAAAUAUUUUUAAUGCAAUGCAAUUAAUAUAACAGCAACUUAAUUUUUUUGAAGGAUGGUUGUGUCGUGCACCAGAGAUUUUAAUACUGAAUGGAAAAGGCGAGGCCUAUUGUAAAAUUUGCCAAUCAGCUAUACGUGCCCAUAAAUCUGAUUUACAAAAACAUUUGUUAACCAAAUCUCAUCAAAACAGGGCAGCGGCAUUGGACGUUAAAAUGCAAAAGUCGCUAGCAGUUUGUGGUGUUCAAUCACUUCAAAGUAAUAAUACUAAAAUAAUUGAAAUCAAAUUGUGCAUGCACGUGGCAGCACAUAGCUCAAUAAGAAGCAUAGAUCAUUUGAGUGAUUUAUUGAAAGAAUGUGGAAAGGGUAGUGAUUUGGAAAAACUGAAGCUGCAUAGAACAAAAACUUCUAAAUUAAUAUUGAAAGUUAUAUCUCCGGCAAUAUUAAAAGAAAUGAUUGAAGAUAUUGGAAAUGAGCCUUUUUCAAUAAUAUUAGACGAGUCUACUGAUGUGUCCGAUUUUAAAUAUAUGGCAUAUUGUGUGCGAUAUUUCAAUAAGAGACUGAAUUUAUUCGUAGUAGAUUUUCUCGGUUUCAGCGAAAUAUUUGAAGCCACUGCCGACAAACUUUACGAACACUUCAUGGAAUUUAUGUCUGAAGUAGGACUAAACCAUAACAAUUUGAUUGGCAUAGGAACGGAUGGUGCAAGCAAUCUUUGCGGGAAAAAUCAUAGCUUAUACACGUUAUUAAAAAAAAAGAUUCCACAUUUACAAUUGAUACAGUGCGUUUGCCACUCGCUAAAUCUAUGUGCUUCUAACGCAAGUGACGAAUUACCAUGUACUGUUGAGUAUUUAUUACGAGAGACGAGAAAAUGGUUCUCUCAUAGUCCUCUUCGUCAAAUGAGGUACAGCAAAAUGUAUCAAUUGAUUAAUGCUGGAAAACAGCCGCCUAAAUUGAUUCAGUUAUCUUCGACGCGUUGGCUUGCUUGGAGUGAAGCUGUUUCUACAAAUAUUAAGCAAUGGCAAGAGCUGAAACAACACUUUCAAUUGGCUGCAAAAUCUCAAGAUGAUAAAUGUUAUACAGCAAGAACGCUUGUACAAAUGUACGAAGAUGACAGUAAUUUACUAUACUUGCUUUUUUUAGAUGGAAUUUUAAAAGACAUUACCAAUUUAAAUCUUGCAUUUCAACAAACGAAUGCUGACAUCACAAAAUUGUAUACCGAUUUACACAUGCUGUUAAUGUCGUUGGUAAAGAGGAUCAUAAAACCUUCUUAUUUAAAACAUCGUGAAAUGGCUUCUUAUUCUAUGCUGCAUCAAGCAGACAUAAAUAAUGUACAGAGCGCAUUGGAAAAGGUGCAUCAAGAUUUUGAAAAUUCUCUUCUUCCCCUCGAAUCGGUAGACUUUGGACAUCGAUUUGAAUCGUAUGCUACAAAGAAGACUAUUUCACAAGCGUCUUUAAGACUUAUUCAAGAAAGAUGUGUAGCCUACACGAUUCGCCUUUGCAACGAACUUGUAAAAAGAUUACCACGGAAUCUUCCGAUAGUAGAAAGUUUGCGUUACCUGACACCUGAAAUGUGUCUAAACCAAAUAAAUACAUACAAAAAUUUACCAUGGGAAUUAGCAGGAAAAGAUCUUGAUCGAGAUGCCAUCGAGUCUCAAUUUCGUCGAUUGCAGACUUUAAGAAUCCACGAAAUUUCUCCAAUUUUCAAUAAUGUUGAAAUAGGAAAUAUUGAAAUCGUAGAUUUUUGGGUAGCUGUUAGAAGAAUGACUAAUUCAAAUGGCGUAAAAUGUUUUAAGGACUUGGCAGAACUUGCUUUUCGUGCUCUUUCUUUGCCAAUCAGCAAUGCAGUCGUAGAACGUGUUUUCAGCAUAAUGGCAGUGAUUAAAACAAAAUUAAGAAAUCGUUUGUCGAUGCCUAUGCUGGUUGCUCUUAUGCGCAUUCGCAUACACACGAACGUUCUUAAUCUGUGCUGUAAAAGUUACUGUCCAACACCAUAUAUGUUACAAUUAUUUAACAGCAACAUGUAUAUAGUAGAUUGUAAACAAACAGAAUCUUCCAACAAUUCCGAUGACUGUGAUCUUUUAGAGUCAUUAAAUCUUAUCGAAUCAGCAGAAUCAACAAUUGAUUCAUAAAAAACAGUAAUGGGUAAAAUUUUUUCUUCCAAAAAACGGAAAAGUUAUUAAUAUAAUGUCAAUUUGAGAUCAUCUGAGAUUCUAACAUCAACAACUUUCUUAGAUUUUAGAAAAAAAGAAACUGAUUAAAGAAAAAAAGUUGAAUACAGAAAAAAGAAGAAAUGAGAAAGAAUAAAAGAAAGUGAUAGCAAUGAGAAAAGAUAGAUAAAAGAGAAGCUGAGAAGAAAUUAAUGAAAAGUCAAACAAAUCAAAGCAGAAGGAAAUUAGGGCAAAAAGUAAAUAAGAAAAAAAUUUAAUAAAGAGUAAACUAGACUUUGAUCAAGUCUUUAAAUACAACAUUUGAAAAAGUCAUUCAACGAAGAUUGAGUAUAAUACAGUGUGUUAAAUGUGCAAGUUGGGCACACAUCGAAUGUACAGACAAAAAAAUUAUUCAGUAUUUUAUAAGUGAUAUUUGUAAACGUACAUUUUGAAUAUAAACCUUUUUGUUUUUUGGGUGUA
Messenger RNA from Solenopsis invicta (red fire ant), 3911 nucleotides. RefSeq lists its product as uncharacterized. The transcript has 3 exons. Gene Ontology annotation, molecular function: protein dimerization activity. The record is from RefSeq and is a predicted model, not a curated record. The coding region runs from base 1500 to 3413 and encodes 637 amino acids. NCBI's taxonomy places the organism in Eukaryota, Metazoa, Arthropoda, Insecta, Hymenoptera, Formicidae.